CACUGUUUAAAGUUGCAAUUCAGCAUAAGCAUAUUAACGUUUCGGGCUUUUGUCAUCGUCGUUCGUCGAACAUUUCUCGUGAAUUCAUCAUUAAAAAUGGACCAAAACUUUGCUAAGAAAAGAAAACGAGACCCAAGGCCAACACCAUACCGACCGCUAGAGGAUUCUUGGUGAAUUUCCAAAUGUACUAUCGAAAAAGUCCGUUUUGAGUGGAAUAUUCAACAUUUUGUCUUUCAAAAUACGGAUUGUGAUUUUGAAUCGAUUCAAUUUUCACUCAAAGAUUCCCCUGAUUAUUUGUGGAAUCUGAAAUUAGUCGCUGGACCAACUGAACGACCAUCAGAUUUUUCAGUCGCUUUCUCAUCACGCACUUACCCCAACAAAAUGUAUCGAUUUACGACAGCCAUUUUCAAUCAAAGAAGUGAAAAGAUAUCAGCACAGGAAGUCAUCUUGCAGAAAAAUUCCCAGCCAUCUCUCAUCAUUUUUACGGUUGACAAACAAUUAGCCGUGGAUUCUUUGCUGCCAGACGGCAGUCUUACCAUUCAUUGUGAAGUUGAAUAUGCAGUUGGGAAAGAAAACGUGUCAGAUACAAACGAAGAUUGUCGAGGCCACCAGAUCGAAUGCAGCGAUCAAUUCUCAGCUAAUAUCGGAAAUUUAUUUAACAACGAAACGUUUAGUGACGUCACAUUCAAAGUCUUCGGCCAGGAAUUUAAAGCGCACAAGAACAUUUUGGCCGCAAGAAGCGAAGUGUUUGCGGCCAUGUUUGAAUAUCCGACGAAAAAACAGUCGUCAAAUAAGGUGGAAAUUGUGGAAAUUUUCUAUGAACCUGACGUGUUCGAGGAAGUUCUACGCUUCAUCUACACCGGUUUGGUGCCCUUGGACAAGAUGGAAAGCAUGGCCGAUUUACUCCUCGAAGCUGCCAACGAGUACUCACUGGAAAAACUGAAAAUCUCGUGCGAAAAUCACGAGAUUCAUAACAUGUCUGCUGACGCUUGUUUUCGUCAUCUUACGGGCACCGACCACAUCAAUCCAGAGGAAAGAUUGAAGAAAAGUGCCAUCCUUUACUUUCGUCGUUUCCCAGGUAAAGUCAUGGCGACCGACGAAUGGAAAGAGUAUAAAGAGUGGGCCGAUGAUCCGGUUUGGACCCUUAUCCGAGAUAUCAUGGAGACGAUACAUCUUCCACAAGUUUAAUACACUCAAAUCUGUUUUUCCUAUUGAUCAUUUCAUCUAAUGCAAUGACCUAGAUCUAUAAAUUGAUUGAAAUAAUUUUCCCUUUAUCUUCAACUGUUUGGAAAAUUGUUGGAAAAUACAAAGACA
Molecule: messenger RNA, 1314 nt
Organism: Daphnia pulex (common water flea)
Lineage: Eukaryota; Metazoa; Arthropoda; Branchiopoda; Diplostraca; Daphniidae
Product: protein roadkill-like
Exons: 2
Coding region: 382-1188 (268 amino acids)
Biological process (GO): regulation of proteolysis; proteasome-mediated ubiquitin-dependent protein catabolic process
Cellular component (GO): cytoplasm; nucleus
Molecular function (GO): ubiquitin protein ligase binding
Source: RefSeq, a predicted model, not a curated record